Molecule: messenger RNA, 1008 nt
Organism: Phytophthora infestans T30-4
Lineage: Eukaryota; Oomycota; Peronosporomycetes; Peronosporales; Peronosporaceae
Exons: 5
Coding region: 1-1008 (335 amino acids)
Source: RefSeq, a predicted model, not a curated record
AUGACGAGCGGUGUUGGCACGAAUAUUCACCAGUUCUGGUCAUGGUCCAUGAUUCUGCUCUCGUACUUGAUCUCCACAACAGGGAGCUACUGCACAAUUCAGCUUAUGGAGAACUGGCGUCGUGUAGACGAUGUUGUGCACAAGCGGAUUAUGCUGGCGCUCUCUGCUCUUUCCCUGGGUGGGUGUGGGAUUUGGUGCACGCACUUCACGGGCAUGACAGCGAUCAAGCUAGAAUUUGAGGACGGAACAGCUCUCGAAAUGGACUUCGAAUUGGGUCUUACGAUCUUGUCCUUCAUUUUCGCGGUGCUUGGUGUCCUCAUCGGUCUAAAAAUUGCGUCUAUGGAUCCGUACUUCCUUGAAAUGGAAGCAGCCAGACGCAAGGAGAUGCUGGCUGCCAAUCUGAAAAACAUGAAAAUGUCUGCCGUUGUGAACCGAAGUGCAGUCACCCGCCGCAUCAAAAUUAUUGCUCUUUUUUCGCGACUUUGGCUUAUUAUGCUUGGAGGAGCAUUCGCAGCUCUUGGAGUUCUAGGAAUGCACUACUUGGGUAUGAGGGCACAGCGUACGAACGCCAUAAUGGAACUGAACGCGGGAAUUGUAGUGCUGUCGGUUUUCAUCGCUUUCUUCACGGCCAACGCUGCAUUUUGGAUCAUUUUCAGAGCUCUGACUUUUAUGCCAGAUAGCGAGCUGCUACGACUUGGAAGUGCGUUGAUCAUGGGCGUCGCAGUUUGUGCAACUCACUAUUGUGGUAUGGGAGCAGCGUCAUACACGCUCAGUGAGGAAAACUUUUCGGAUACGACUCGAUUUAUCAUUAAUCGCUCCGAAGCUGCGAUCGUUGCAUCACAUGGAGCACUAUUGACCUGCUACUGGCUAGCUAGCUUUAGUGUGGUACGCAGUGUACGUAUUGCUGAGAUGACUGCGACUGCAACGACCAUACGAGAAGGUGUAUCUCGAACAGACAAGUCAAAGAGUCGAAAGAACAGCAACCAAAGAAUUCAUGUGGCGCGGUAA